AAUGAAUACAUUAUAGCCACAACAACCUCAAAUUCAAUAACCCUAACAACAACAAAUACCUUAAUACCCAAAUUAUCCACCUCCAGAAAAUUAAGUUAGAUAUGAUCCACGCACUGCAGCAACAUUUUUAAAUCCUAAAUCAAUUUAGAAGAAAGCUAAAUUUUGUCCAAUUUGUGAUUUUCCAGCAAGUGUAAGAGUUGUUAUAAAUCCUUGCAGACAUUUUAUGUGUUAUGAAUGCUAUUAUAUUGAUGGUUAAACAUUUUGCAAAUUCUGCAAUGAUAUUGUAUGCUCAGUCAAAAGAUUAGAUGAUACAGAGAAAUUUUAUUCUUGUGAUCUUGAUACUUGUUUUAAGUAGAAUUUAUUCAUUAAUAUUAGAUAUUUUGAAUCUGAAUAAUAAUUUGAAGAACAUAACACAUAACAUGCUAUAAUAUUAGGUUGA
This is a messenger RNA of Paramecium pentaurelia, 439 nucleotides long. NCBI's taxonomy places the organism in Eukaryota, Ciliophora, Oligohymenophorea, Peniculida, Parameciidae. The record is from the annotation of a GenBank genome assembly.